GUUGGCUUAUUAGCGUGUUUGCGUUCACCGUAACAAUUAAAAAACAAUAUUUAAAUAAUAAAUCGGCUCAGCGAAAGCGAAAAUUAAUUAGCUCGAAGAGGAAACAUAAUGGGUGGAUUGUGCAAAUUAAAUUGUUUAACGAUAUCGUAAAAAGUUUGUUAAAAAAGGCAUCUCGAUUUUAUGACACGUUCGCGGAAAUUACAACAAACUCAUCCGAAUACAUUAAUUAGCUUACUUUCUAAUAAUGCAUCGUGUUUAUUUUCGAAAUUCCUCGUUUUUCGACAAUAUUUUCCGUGCUUGUUUAUGUAAUUACAAUCGCCGAAAAUAUUCCUUUUCGGUGCAAUGUCGCGCAUCGCUCGGCAUGCAUCAAUAAAAUCCCGCAUUUCGGAAUAUCUGUCGAAAAAAAUGGCGAGGAGGAAUUUGUACUACAGGAACAGCUGGAGUCCAUUAUCACCGGAAUUUUCCAAAUCGCUGGACGACGAUGAAGAUGAAGAAGACGAAACGAGACGAUUGGAUCCUUUAAAAGAAGAUGUAGCAGAUUGGUUGAAUUCCACAUUAGGAGUGGAUUUUAUUAAUAAGGAUAAUUUUCUGGAGGAGCUGGAUAACGGAGUGGUACUAUGCCACUUGGCGCAAAUCAUCGGGGAAUCGGUGAAAAACGCCAUCAACAAGGGCAUUGCAAAAGGGUCUGUGCCGAUCAUAAGAGGUAAAUGUUUCGAGAAAGCGGCUAGAGGAAGCUUCUAUUCCAGGGACAAUAUGGAGAAUUUCAUCAAAUUCUGCAGAUCCGUGGGCGUACACGAGAACUUGCUGUUUGAAAGCGAUGAUUUAGUGUUGCACAACCAGCCGAGAAACGUGCUUCUGUGCUUGCUGGAACUAGCCAGAAUAGCCCAUAAAUUCGGAAUAGAACCACCGGGGUUGAUCAAACUCGAAAAAGAAAUCGACAAAGAAGAACGGGAUUCGGACGAAGCCCGGUUCCCAUCGUUGCUCUCUUGGCAAUUCUCCAAAAAGCACAAUUCGAAUUACACCAGCAUGAAGCAGAGCGCUUCCUCGCCCGCCAUAUCUUCAAUAUUAAAAUGGAGCCCACACAGCGUGAUAUUAGUAGAAGAGCCCACCAUUAUCCAAGUAUCGAACACCAGCGGUGCCAGCGACGGAGUACCCAGCGACCAUACUGAAGAUGAAGAUUGGUCCAGAGGUAGCGUUGAAGACACCGAUUUCGACGUGACACCACCCACGAGGUUAUCAUCGAGCGGUAGCGAAUCGUCGAGUCACAAAUCCCCGACGCCCACCAACGAAUUGGACAGGAAAGUGGAAUUGGCCGCGAGGUUGAUGCAGAAGAAUUGCAAUUGCUCGAGCGGUCGCUGCCAGAAAUUGAACAUCAGGAAAGUGGGCGAAGGGAAAUACAACAUAGCCGGGAAAAACGUGUUCGUUAGACUGCUCAAAGGUCGCCACAUGAUGGUGAGAGUCGGAGGUGGCUGGGACACCUUGGACCAUUUCCUCCUCCGCCACGAUCCGUGCAAAGUGAAGGUGAUGUCCCGCCAAACGCCUCACAGGCUCAACAACGCCUCAAAUUUCCUGCACAUCCGCGCCAAGUACCGGAGUCCUCCGACGAAGGAGUCCGUGACUCGUUGAGGGCUUCAGCUCGAGUACCGCAAUCGAUUGCGAAUGAACGAUUUUCCAUUAUUGCCAACUGCUUUUGGGAAAUUGAAAAUUAAAUAGGGAUCGUCGCCGAUAGAUUGCGGUACUUGAAGAAGUUUGUUGGUUUAAGUAGUUAGCUUGUAAUGCGUAUAUUGUUAGUAAAUUUGAAUUAAAAACGACUGUAUUUUUUAGAUAAUUUUUAAUCGAGCAGAUAAGAAACUUGAUUUGGAAUAUUUGUUGAAAGUUCGUUGACUAAUAGUGUCGAUUCUUAUUAAGAAAAUUUGUACAUUACGAGUAUUGUCAAAUUUAUUAACUGUAUACGAAUGUAAUUAUUAUGGAAAAACUUGCCAUUAAUUAUUUAUAGAGUUUGUAUUUAAUUUAUUUAGGAUUAGUUUGUUCUAACCGAAAAAGCGUACUAGAUUAUUGCGUUAUUUUGCAAUUUAUAUUUAAGAAAUUGUAGUAAUUUGCCUAUUAGUUGUUCGAGUAAAACAUCGCAUUAGGCAACAUUUUCGUGAAUUGUACAUUGAUGGAAUAAAAUGGGUUGACUAGAUUCAACUUUCAUUAUUAUUCAGAAAUUUCGACAUCGGUAAAAUCCAUUCGGGAUUAUGUUGAUUAUUUACUGCAUGAAUGUUUCUUUGAUAAAAGAAUCCAUUUAUUUAUUCAUUCCAUUCGUAAUCUAUUAAUUCACAUUGAUAUUUGUAACAACGCCAUAGCAUUAUUUUAUAUUGUAAAUUAUUUACUAUUAAUAUACAGCGUGUCCCUAGAUAAUCCGCGGGAAAUAUUAUAAUAUUAAUAAUUCACCUGUGAUUUAGUAAUCCAAACUAUUUAAUAUUUAAAUCUAGCGAAUUAGGUACUUGUAUAUACUAUUUUGUCUACUGCACACACAUCACGUUUCCUAUGGAACAACCUAAUUUUCCUAUUUUGUAAAAUAUUUAUGCAUUGUCAUGUAUAAUCUCUAUGAUUAGAUUAUUAACAUUGGUAAUUGCAAGUUCAAAUUAGAAAUGUAUCUAUUACAAAUAAAU
Messenger RNA from Phyllotreta striolata, 2654 nucleotides. The record is from the annotation of a GenBank genome assembly. NCBI's taxonomy places the organism in Eukaryota, Metazoa, Arthropoda, Insecta, Coleoptera, Chrysomelidae.